ACUUAUACCUGAAAAGUCUUAUGUAGCUGUUGCGGGUGAAGAUGUUGUAUUGGAAUGUGAGCUUCUCCCACCGAUCUCUGCCAGAAACAUGGUGGUGCUGUGGCUGAAAUCAGGUCUCAACUCACCAGUCCAUGUGUACAGACAUGGACAAGAUGACCCAUUCACUCAACACCAGGACUACAGAGCAAGGACGGAACUGUUUAAAGAUGAAAUGACCAAAGGAAACAUUUCCCUCAGAAUAAAGAAUGUAAGAAAGUUUGAUGAAGGGCGAUACACAUGUUCAGUUGAAGACAGAACUGAUUCUAAACAUUCUACAGUUGAAUUGCAAGUUCUAGGUUUGGGGAGUGAACCCCGGAUUCAGAUGAAGGGAUAUCAUGGAGAUGGAAUCCAGCUUGUGUGUAAAUCCAGUGGAUGGUACCCUGAGCCAGAGAUCCUGUGGUUCGGUGAGGAUGAACGUGUUUUAGAACAAGCAGAAACAAGAUCCCACGAAGACUCAGGUCUUAUAAAUGUCGAGAGCAGCGUUGGAGUAACAAGGCAGUCUGCAAACGGGUUCAAGUGUCUUGUCCGGAACAGACAGUUGAGAAUACAAUAUGAGGCAAAUAUUAAGAUAUCAGGUUUGUAA
Molecule: messenger RNA, 622 nt
Organism: Pristis pectinata (smalltooth sawfish)
Lineage: Eukaryota; Metazoa; Chordata; Chondrichthyes; Rhinopristiformes; Pristidae
Product: butyrophilin-like protein 2
Exons: 2
Coding region: 89-622 (177 amino acids)
Source: RefSeq, a predicted model, not a curated record